This is a messenger RNA of Styela clava, 1756 nucleotides long. RefSeq lists its product as uncharacterized. The record is from RefSeq and is a predicted model, not a curated record. Lineage: Eukaryota; Metazoa; Chordata; Ascidiacea; Stolidobranchia; Styelidae.
GUAGAAGUGUACUAUUGAAUUUCAAGUAGAACAUUUUGAAAGAAAUUCUGGAAAUUUUAUCAGAUUUUCCCAUUACAAGAAGACUAUGGUCAAUCAAAAAUUGUCAUUUAGUGUUAAUUGUUCACCUUUAAAUAGACCGAUUUUCAUAAGAAAAAAAAUAGAGGCUCAGAAAACUUGACCCCAGUUCAGCUAGAAAUGGGAAAAAGCUAUUGCAGUUUAUCCAAUACACAUAAUUUACUCGAACCGUAUUGGUGGCGUUUUGGAGAAAAUGUUAAUGCACCAAAACGCCAAAACAUUUGCAUAAUUUCGCGCUAUUGUACUUGCGCAUUUGUUAAUUCACUGUUGGUUUCAAAUAUUAUCUUCGUCGAAGGAAUAUAAAAUAAUUCACCUAUUUUAUAUUUACACUAUAAUUUCAUAGAAAUAUGGCGAAACCGAAUAUGGAGUUUUCAAUAACAUUCACUUUUCUCUCGUUAAUGAUCUUGAUGAAGUCAUUUGAAAUCGAUGGAACAAAUCAUUUUAUUUGCAAAACAAUUGAGGGGGCGUACAUACCGGAAAGUCAAGUGGGUAGUACCGAUAUUUUAAGUGAUUCUACCAUACAGCACAUUCAAGGGAGGCCAGGAAAGAGAGGAAUACAAGGAAUGAAAGGAGAGAUAGGACCGCCGGGAGAUGUGAAUUAUGAAGCUAUCGACUUGAAAUUGGAAAACAAAGUUAUUCAGAUGCAAGAAUCAAUGACAGAAUACGGCUCAACAAUUACGGAAUUACAAGAAGAAGUUAGAAAUCUGAAACAUCGACAAGAUUUGUGCAAGGUGUUCUAUGGUGGAAAAUGUUUCUGGAUUGCUCAUCCUAAUUCGGGGACUGUCAUGUAUUCUCAAAUUGACGAACUUUGUGCUCAAGAAGGUGGAUCGCCGGCAAAUAUCUAUGGAAGAAAUCAUUUUGAAGAAAUAGAUGCAUAUUUGGAUUCGAUCGCCCAGCAUGAAACGUUUUUCACUGGAAUGACCAUUGAUAAAUCGAACAAAAUCAUUACCAUGAAUAACGGGAUGAAAGUGAGAUGGAAUAUUGAAGAUAUGAAAUGGUUUCCUGGGCACCCGUCUGGCAACGCCGACUGGACACUAAUUGGCAUACACUCUGACCGCGAUCCAGAAAAAUCACAAGGAAUGCACAACUGGCCUAAAAGUGCUCCAAGGCAUGGAGUCAUUUGUGAAAAGUAACCAUGAAACUCGGAGUUCUCUGAUAAGCGAUAACAAUAAAAUUUAUUCUAAUCAGAAACCGAGAACAUCACCACCAAUCAGGGAUCGUGCAUCAAAUAACUGGAAAAAUUAUCUAUCACAUUAAUGCGUUGUCAUAUGCAUUUUAUUUCUAGGACAGUCGGAACGCCCCUUAAAAAUUAAAUUCACUGUUUGAGCACAGUUUUAAUCCUUAAAAUUUAUGAUUUUUAGUCUCCAAGAAGACAGUGUUUAAAUAUUUGGACAGAAAGGCCAAAAAAAAACGAACGUGCCUUAAAUAAUCCAAUAUUACGAUCUUCUAACAUCAAUUCAUUAGCAUGCAUCCAGUAUUGUAAUAUCCGGUAUAAAAAAGAAAAAGGCCGAAUAUUAUCUUUAUCGUUCAGCAAGUUUGGAAAUCACAAACAACAAUAGCAAACACGGUUGUUAAAUCGUAUUUUGGGAUGUAUAUGGUGCUUGUUUUAUGAUCAGGUCAUGUUGACAUCACAGCGAUUGUGCCAUAUAUAUGAAAAUAUAUCAUUUUUUAUAGAAAUGCA